Molecule: messenger RNA, 2470 nt
Organism: Bufo gargarizans (Asiatic toad)
Lineage: Eukaryota; Metazoa; Chordata; Amphibia; Anura; Bufonidae
Gene: LCMT2
Product: leucine carboxyl methyltransferase 2
Exons: 16
Coding region: 284-2275 (663 amino acids)
Biological process (GO): tRNA methylation; wybutosine biosynthetic process
Molecular function (GO): tRNA methyltransferase activity; protein binding
Source: RefSeq, a predicted model, not a curated record
GACCGGGUGAGUGACACGUGAGGGAGCGAGGUUUGCUGGGACUUGUAGUGCUGCGUAUUGUACUGUGGAAUGUAGGUGCGGAGUGCGGGUCCGCGAAGAUGAGGAUGAUGAAGCGUUAGUCUCUUAUGGUGGCGAGGAAGCUCCGUACAGCAGACAGCACUUUACGGGAGUGUUUAUAACCAAGUCAGAAUAUCAGGCUUCCAUGGAUCCUGUGUGGUGAAGCUUUGGCGAGGACCACGUUCUGCAGGUCGGAAUCGGGCAAGGAGGUCUGUGGAUAACGAGCAUGAAGAGCGAAACGUGUGUCCAGAGCACCAAUGACUUCAGCACCCUCAGUAAGGUCUCUGCUGCCUCCGCCGGAUACUUCACAGAUGACUUCCAGAAACACUUUGUGAGCCGGACCUGCAGGAGAUCCCCUCUCAUCAACCGGGGGUAUUGUGUCCGGGCCCAGGCCAUCACUCACUGUGUGAACGAGUUCCUGCAGGACGCAGCGGAAGCCCCCCACAGGCAGGUGCUGAGCCUUGGCUGUGGCUUUGACUCUCUUUACUUUCGGGUGUGCGGGAGGAUGGGCAUCCAGAGGAGCACAAGUAUCUGGGAGGUUGAUUUCCCUGCCGUGGUUCAUCGGAAGCGUCUCAUGGUUGACCAGAGCCAGGCACUGAAGAGUCUUCUGAAGAACAUGACGUCACCCACAGGUUUUGAUGAGAAAGACGCCGUCGUUCUGGACUCUCAGGAUUACAGACUGAUCGGGGCGGAUCUCAGUGAUGUUGUUGCUCUGGAUUCUGCUCUGGAGGGAUCCGGCAUCCGGUGGGAUUGUCCUACUCUCAUUCUGGCAGAAGUGGUGCUGUGCUAUAUGGAUCCUGCACGAUCUGGAAAUGUGAUUGGCUGGGCAGGACAGCGCUUCCUCCAGUCUCGCUUUGUUGUCUAUGAGCAGUUCUUCCCGGAUGAUGCUUUUGGUCGGGUUAUGGUCGAUCACUUUGAUUCUCUGAAUUCUCCUUUGCGCUCUGUGAGUGUUUACCCACAACUCUGGGACCAAGAGCAGAGGUUUCUUCAGAAGGGCUGGCAGAGAUGUCGGGUCUUGGAUAUGAAUCAGUUCUCCGCAUCUUGUGUCUCCGAGUCAGAAAAGUUGCGCAUUGAGUCUUUGGAGCCGUUUGAUGAGUUUGAGGAGCUUCAUCUCAAAUGUUCUCAUUACUUCAUCCUUGUGGCAUCACAAGGGGACCUGGCGGACAUCCCAGCCCUGCGGCCUGUCGCUGAAAUUGCAGACUUCACUGUGUUGCCCCCUCCAGCUUCUCGUGGGGCUGUCCUUGCUCGCCUCCUGUCCCCAGCCAUCCGUGGUUUACGUCGAUUUGGUCAUCGCUCCUGUUUAGUUUCUCCUCAGUCUGUUCUUUCUACUGGAGGUUUUGGUGAAGGAAAUGGCAAACACCAGAGAUUAAGAGAUCUCCAUCUGUUACUACAGGAACAAGACACCUGGAGCAGAGAGGUGACCACAAGUCAAUGGGAUGGACGCCUCCUGCACUCACUCACUCCCCUGACGAGCGGUGGCCUUUUGGUUCUUGGUGGUCGAUUUUCUCCCUAUCGUCCAGCUGCUGAAGCUCAGAUGCUCACGUAUGACAAUGUGACCGGUCAAGUGACCAUCACUCUAAGAAAUCUACAUCUGGAGCUCAGGCGAUGGAGGCACACUGCAACUGAGGUUUCUCUCUACGGUCGCUUCUAUGUGUUUGUGUUUGGAGGUCGCUGUCUGGAGUCACCAGCUCUACAGGAGGCCAUGUUUAUCCACACAGAGGACAUGACCAUGGCUCAGGUUCCAGUGGAGGGUGUGGCCCCUCUGGGUUGUCACAGUCACAGUUCCUGUGGAUGGAAAGGGGGAGCUGUGUUAUCAGGAGGAAUUCUGACGUCUGGGGUCCCCACUGGCUCCAUUACUAUCCUGAAGCCGGCCGGAUCUCAUUUCUCUUGGGAACAUUUGGACACUACCCCUCCGCUGAUGCCGAGAUACUCUCACAGCUCACACGUCAUUGGUGAGAAGCUGCUGCUGGUUGGUGGGGUCUGGAUUCAUGCUCGGGGAGUUCCUGGACUGACAAUAGUGGAUCUGAUCACUGGACAGGUCUCUGAGUAUCGGAUCGACUCUACCUCACUGGAGUGGCCUCUGAUGCUGCAUGGACACAGCUCAGUUCUUCUUGCGGACAAGAAACAUUUGCUACUUCUUGGUGGAGGUGGCACCUGCUUCUCUUUUGGGACUCAUCUGAAUAGGCAGCCGGUUGUGUUGAAGCUGCCUUGUUGCUAAAUGCGUUGCUGCACUGUUACGCUCAGGAGCAGAAUUCCUGCCUAAAUGGAUCAGCUCGGAGCUUCCGGUUCCUGAUGGUCUUGUCUUCUGGGGUCAUGGAUGACAUUGACAACUAUAGACUGAGGUUACCACUGCUCACCGGCUGACUAUAGGGCAGUCUUACAAUGCCUUCCCUUUUGUUCUCCCAUCACCCCU